Messenger RNA from Odobenus rosmarus divergens (Pacific walrus), 989 nucleotides. RefSeq names its product calcium and integrin binding family member 2 (gene CIB2). The transcript has 6 exons. Gene Ontology annotation, molecular function: calcium ion binding. The record is from RefSeq and is a predicted model, not a curated record. NCBI's taxonomy places the organism in Eukaryota, Metazoa, Chordata, Mammalia, Carnivora, Odobenidae. Bases 34 to 579 code for a protein of 181 amino acids.
AGCUCGGGCUCCGGCGCCCCGGCGACGGCCGCCAUGGGCAACAAACAGACCAUCUUCACGGAGGAGCAGCUGGACAACUACCAGGACUGCACCUUCUUCAAUAAGAAGGACAUCCUCAAGCUCCACGCACGGUUCUACGAGCUGGCCCCCAACCUCGUCCCCAUGGACUACAGGAAGAGUCCCAUCGUCCACGUGCCCAUGAGCCUCAUCAUCCAGAUGCCGGAGCUCCGGGUACGAGAGAGGCCGCUGCUGCCGGGCAGGAGAACCCCUUCAAGGAAAGGAUCGUGGAGGCUUUUUCUGAGGACGGCGAGGGGAACCUCACCUUCAACGACUUUGUGGACAUGUUCUCCGUGCUGUGUGAGUCGGCUCCCCGGGAGCUCAAGGCAAACUAUGCCUUCAAGAUCUACGACUUCAACACGGACAACUUCAUCUGUAAGGAGGACCUGGAGCGCACACUGGCGCGGCUCACCAAGUCGGAGCUGGACGACGAUGAGGUGGUGCUCGUGUGUGAGAAGGUCAUCGAGGAGGCCGACCUGGAUGGCGACGGCAAACUGGGCUUCGCAGACUUUGAGGACAUGAUUGCCAAGGCCCCCGACUUCCUCAGCACCUUCCACAUCCGGAUCUGAGGACCCUGCCGAGGGCACAGGGGCCCCAAGGCCAACCACCUGGGUCUGCUGUCUGCACGACUGUGACCUCCGGGCUGUCCAUAAAAGAGGCUGUGGCCUCUGGGGUUAGACCCACCAACAUUUUCUUGGCCCUUUCAGCAAAAAAUCCUUAACCAGGGAAGGCGGGUGUGGGGAGCAGGGCCCUUCCCAGGCCCCGCCACAGGCCCUCCGUCUGUGCCCCCGAGCCCCCCAGACCGCGGUCCUCUCCCUUUCAGAAAUUGCCCCACUGGGAGGGGGAGGCAGAGACCUCACGGGGCAGGGGACACGGACGUGUCCCAAGCGCUGGGCUGGCGUCCUGACGGCCCAGGGCAAAGCGAAAAGGGA